AUGGAGAUCCCAAGUAGUGUGGAUACUGAGAUCCUGAGUAAUGUGAAGACAAGUGUGGAGAGUGGUGUGGAGAUGAAUAGUGUGGAGAGUGGUGUAAAGACGAGUAGUGUGGAUACGGAGAUCCAUCUGAUGAUACCACUACAUCAUACUCUCAAUGAUAAUUGCCAAGCAAUGGUGAUGAUGAAUG
Messenger RNA from Paraglomus brasilianum, 187 nucleotides. NCBI's taxonomy places the organism in Eukaryota, Fungi, Glomeromycota, Glomeromycetes, Paraglomerales, Paraglomeraceae. The record is from the annotation of a GenBank genome assembly.